Molecule: messenger RNA, 4983 nt
Organism: Alligator sinensis (Chinese alligator)
Lineage: Eukaryota; Metazoa; Chordata; Crocodylia; Alligatoridae
Product: alpha-2-macroglobulin
Exons: 36
Coding region: 92-4507 (1471 amino acids)
Cellular component (GO): extracellular region
Molecular function (GO): endopeptidase inhibitor activity
Source: RefSeq, a predicted model, not a curated record
CUGACCCAACAGAGAGAGAGGGGGCAGUGCUAGGUGCAGGGGACCAGACUGCCUGCCUGCCUGCCUUGCUCACCAGGUCCUGCUCUGCAACAUGGGGAAAGACAAGCUCUCCUUCAGCCCAAGCAUCGUCCUCCUCCUCCUCUUCUUCUUCCCUGGAGACACCUCGGCCACCACCGAACCGCAGUACAUGGUAUUAGUGCCUUUCCUUAUCCAAACUGAGGUUUCGAAUGAAGUCUGCAUCCAACUGAGCUACCUCAAUGAGACCGUGACUCUUAGUGCCACACUGGAACACACUGGGGGGAACAAGAGCCUGAUUGAAGACGUGGUAGCUGAGAAGGACCUGUUCAAAUGCAUCUCAUUCAAACUUCCCAGAUUGAAUAGCACGGCAGAGGCAUUUCUCAGUGUGCUGGUGAAGGGACUGACACUGAAGUACCAGAGCCGAAAAUCUGUGCUGGUGACAGACCCGGAGAGCUUGGUCUUUGUUCAGACGGACAAACCCAUCUACAAACCAGGACAGAAAGUUCUGUUCCGGAUCGUCUGCCUGGACAACGACUUCCGGCCCCUGAACAAGAAGUUUCCUUUAGCCUACAUUCAGGAUCCCCAGAGGAACCGUGUGUACCAGUGGCAAGGGGUGGAAUUGACUGGGGGCCUCAUCCAGCUCUCCUUCCCCCUCACCUCGGAGCCCAUCCAAGGGCAAUACAAAGUGGUGGUGCAGAAGGACUCGCUGGAAAACGUAGAACACUCCUUUUCUGUGGAGGAAUACGUGUUGCCCAGGUUUGAAGUGCUGGUGAAGCUGCCCAAGGUGAUCACUAUCAAUGAGGAGGAACUGCAAGUGUCCGUCUGUGGUCUGUACACCUAUGGGAAACCUGUUCUUGGAGCAGUAAAUGUCCGUGUAUGCCGGAAGUUUUCCAGUCCCAGGUCACACUGCUAUGGAGAAAGGGAAAACGCAGUAUGUGAGGAAUUCACCCAGCCGGCAGAUGCACGUGGCUGUGUCUCCAAUGUGAUAAAGACCAAGAUAUUCCAACUCCACCGAACAGGGUACCACAUGAAUAUUGAAGUGCAAGGCAAGAUCACAGAAGAGGGGACAGGGGUAGAGCUAACUGGAACAGGCUCCUGUGCAAUCACAAAUGUCAUGAGCAAAAUCAGCUUUGAAUACGUGGACUCUCACUACAGACCAGGAAUCUUCUUUUACGGGAAGGUGAAGAUGGUGGAUGGAUCAAAUGCUCCUUUGGCCAAUGAAACAAUCAAGCUUUAUGUGCCUGGGGACAAGAUUGAUCGCAACUACACAACAGAUGAGCAAGGAACUGUUUGGUUUUCCAUAGACACUACAAACUUCACAGCUGCCUCCAUUAAUAUCCAGGCAAGACAUAAAUCUACAGAGUACUGCUACGAUAGUAACUGGGUCGUUCCUGAAUAUGGUACUGCCAGUCACAGUGCAACUCGGUUUUAUUCCCCAAGUAAGAGUUUCCUUAAAAUUGAGCCCCAGCCCGAGACAUUACCCUGCGACUCUGACUUGGAGGUGCGUGUGCACUACAUCCUGACACCAGAGGCUGUGGGAGAGGAGGAGGAAAUCACCUUUUACUAUUUGGUGAUGUCAAAGGGAGAAAUUGUGAGAACGGGAACUAUUACAGAGCCUGUGAUAUCUGAGAAUAAUUUAAAAAAAUUAACACUGAUGCUACGCGUGGGCCCUGAAAUUGCUCCCCUGGUACGGAUACUUGUCUACACCACUGUGCCUAGUGGGGAAGUUAUCGCCAACUCAGCAGAUUUCCAGGUCGAAAACUGCCUCCCCAAUAAGGUCGGCUUGGUUUUCAAACCUCCUCGUGGCACCCCAGCCUCCAGCACUGACUUGACUCUUGGUGCCUUCCCAAAAUCCCUGUGUGCUGUCCGGGCAGUAGACAAGAGUGUCCUCCUCAUGAAGCCUGAAGCUGAACUCUCAGCUAGCUCUGUAUACAGUUUGCUCCCACUGAAGCAACUCAAGGAUUAUGACUACAAAGACCAUUAUUUGGAGGAAGAGGACACAAACCUUUGUGUGUCACUUGACCCCAUCUUACUAAAUGGGUUCAUCUACCAGCCCGUGUCUCCUGAUGGUGACGGGGACGCCUACAGCAUUCUCAAAAACCUGGGUUUAAAAGUCUUCACUAGCACCAAGGUCCACAAGCCUGAGAUCUGCAGGCGUUAUAGUAUGCAGCCCAUGGCUUAUGGCCUACGUGGACCUAUACGCUCAUUAUACACAGUCGCAAGGAUGCCCCCGGACAUGGAAAUUAGCUCUGAGGAAACUGUCCGGAAGUAUUUCCCUGAGACAUGGAUUUGGGAUUUAAUUCAAAUGGACUCCCAAGGCAAUGCUGUAUUGACACUGACCAUCCCUGAUACCAUCACGGAAUGGAAAGCCAGCGCAUUCUGCACCUCAGAGCACAGUGGCUUUGGUCUGUCCCCAACUGUGUCCCUCACAGCCUUCCAGCCCUUCUUCCUGGAUCUCACCCUGCCAUACUCUGUAGUGCGUGGCGAGGACUUCCCACUAAAGGCCACUGUCUUCAACUACCUGGCCCACUGCAUCAGGGUCAGCGUGUCAUUGACUCCAUGUUCAGAUUUUUCGGCUGCCCCAGCGGAGAAGAAAGAGGACGCUUAUUGUCUCUGUGAGAAUGAAAGGAUAACUGUAUCCUGGACUGUGACCCCAAAAUCUCUAGGUGAGGUAGAGAUCUCAGUGAGUGCUGAGGCUCUAAACGGUGGCUUGCCUUGCGGGGACAAAGUGGUGGAGGCCCCGUCAAAUUGGCGGAAGGACACAAUAAUCAGGAAGCUGUUGGUGGAGCCGGAAGGAAUUCCAAGGGAAACAACCUACAACUCUCUGCUCUGUGCAGCUGAAAAGUCUGCGCCCAGUCCGGUUUCCCUGGAGCUGCCGCAGAACGUGGUACCUGACUCGGCCAGAGCCUACUUCUCCGUGUUGGGUGAUAUCCUGGGCACUGCCAUGCACAACCUGCACCAGCUCCUCCAGAUGCCCUUUGGCUGUGGGGAGCAGAACAUGGUCCUGUUUGCUCCCAACAUCUACAUCCUGGACUACCUGAAUAAGACUGGGCAGCUGAAGGAAGAGACCAAGUCCAAGGCUGUCGGAUACCUAGUCAGCGGUUAUCAGAGGCAACUGAUUUACAAACAUUCAGAUGGCUCUUACAGUACCUUCGGGCCCCGUUCCGGGCAACAGGGAAAUACUUGGCUGACAGCAUUUGUCCUCAAGUCUUUUGCUCAGGCCCGACGUUACAUGUACAUCGACAGCAAGCACAUCCAGGAUGCCCAGCUCUGGCUUUCCAGCAAGCAGAAGGAGAAUGGCUGCUUCCGCAGCUCAGGAAUGCUCCUGAACAAUGCCAUCAAGGGCGGAGUGGAUGAUGAGGUUACGCUGUCUGCUUACAUCACCAUCGCGCUGCUGGAGAUCCCCCUGCCCACUACUCACAUCAUAGUCCGCAAUGCUCUGUUCUGUCUGGAGACAGCAGCACAACAGGAAGGCAACCAUGUGUACACCAAGGCACUGCUGGCGUAUGCCUUUGCCCUGGCAGGGAAGGUGGAGAAGCAGAGGGCACUGCUUGACUCACUGAAGAAGGAAGCUGUGAAAGAGGAUGGAUCAAUUCAUUGGAAGAGGCCUGAGAAGGAGCCAGAGACUAUUCUCCCAUACUAUCAUCCCCGGGCUCCCUCUGCAGAGGUGGAGAUGACGGCCUAUGUGCUCCUUGCUCACCUCACCACCCAGCCAGCACCAUCCCAGGAGGACCUGACAACAGCUUCACUUAUUGUGAAGUGGCUCAGCAAGCAGCAGAAUCCCAACGGGGGCUUCUCCUCCACCCAGGACACAGUGGUGGCUCUCCAAGCCCUGGCCCUCUACGGGGUCCUCACCUAUGCCAAAGAUGAUGGAGCUACCACAGUGACCCUGGAAACUGAAAAGGGCGUCCAGCAGCAGUUCCACGUGGAUCAUGCAAACCGCCUGCUGCUCCAGCGGAUGACACUGCCCGAGGUGCCAGGGAAGUACAGCAUGGCGGUGACUGGGGACGGAUGUGUCUACACACAGACAAGCCUGAGGUACAACGUGUACCCCAAGCCAGAGGAGGCACCUUUCCAGCUGCACGUACACACGAUCCCUGAGACAUGUGACAGCCCCAAGGCCCAGAGGACCUUUGACAUCGCCAUCAAUGUCAGUUACAUCGGGAAACGCCUCUCUUCCAACAUGGCGAUCGUUGAUGUUAAGAUGCUGUCGGGGUUCGCUCCAUUGAAAGCAUCAGUGAAGCAGCUCCCAAAAACCGUUCCUCGUAUCAAGCGCGCAGAUGUUAAUGUUAACCGUGUGCUAGUGUACAUGGAGCAGCUGAACAAUGAGACUCUGAGCUUCUCCUUUGCGGUGGAGCGGGAGAUCCAAGUGCACCACCUGAAGCAGGCACAGGUGGAGGUCUACGACUACUAUGAGAAAGAUGAAUUCGCCAUUGCAGAGUACCAAGCCCCCUGCUACACAGUGAAAGCUCAACAAAGUAACGCGUGAGGCACAGAUUUGUAUUUUGAGCCGGUGGAUCCCACCUGCUCAUUCCCUGCCCAAGCUGAGGUGGUUGGAUGGAGCGACCGGAUAAAAACAGAAGCACAAAGUGGGAAAUGGACUUCACAAAGCAAAUCAUACUGACCUAUGGCCUCUGAUCAGUUUAUUCCCAAACCAGCUGGUCCCUGCUCAGCCUCAGAUCACAGCUGCAGAAACCCACAGCUUUGUCCCUCUACGGCUCUGCUCACUUGAACAAGCCAGGCAGGUAGAAGGGAGUCUGUGAGGAAAGAACUGCUAAGUCACCUUCUGUCUAGUAGCCCCCAUGUGUCCAGCUCAAAGCCAGUGCAUGAUUGUUCCUGGCUUGUCAGAGGGGCGUAUAUGUGUACCCUGCCUCUGAAUAAGUGAGGGGGACAAGAGCACUCAGCUGUGUGAGGCUUUGUGCUGUUAAUGCAUAGUGGACUCUCCUGUAGCUCAGGUAGUCGAGG